Centruroides sculpturatus (bark scorpion) is the source of this 3796-nucleotide messenger RNA. RefSeq names its product protein lifeguard 2-like. Gene Ontology annotation, cellular component: membrane; Golgi apparatus; endoplasmic reticulum. Lineage: Eukaryota; Metazoa; Arthropoda; Arachnida; Scorpiones; Buthidae. The record is from RefSeq and is a predicted model, not a curated record. Gene Ontology annotation, biological process: negative regulation of apoptotic signaling pathway. The transcript is spliced from 4 exons. The coding region runs from base 133 to 480 and encodes 115 amino acids.
AUUUGUCUUGAGACAUUAAAUAUUUUGUGAGGAUUAUCUUGAUAAUCAUUAUAGUAUUUGGUAUUUUAUUUCAAAUGUAAUUUUAUAGCAUGUUUUAUUUUUUGCAGUUAUCACAACACAAAUAUUGUAUUAAUGGCCAUGGGAAUUUGUGCUGCCUGCUGCUUGGCAAUUACUAUUUUUUCUUUUAACACAAAGAUUGAUUUGACAAGCUGUGGUGGUGUACUGUUCAUUCUUUGCUUUGUUUUGUUCCUGUUUGGCAUUCUUACAAUAUUCACCUACAAUUCUAUAUUGAACACAGUCUACUCUGCAUUAGGAGCAUUGCUGUUUAUGUUGUUUUUGGCUUAUGAUACCCAAAUGCUGAUGGGCGGGAAAAAACAUCAACUCAGUGCUGAAGAACAUAUUUUUGCAGCUUUGCAAUUGUACUUGGAUAUUGUUUACAUAUUUCUUUUCCUUCUCUCUCUGAUGGGUGAUAGAAAAUAAAGUUAUUUAUGACAUAUAUACUACAUACAUACAUACAAAACAUAACAGAAAAUUAAAUAAGAUUUAUUAUAUAGUAGUUUUUGUUUUUUUUUUUCCUCCUGUGUUAAGCAAAAAUAUCUUGCACUAUAUUUUCAUUUUGAAAGUAAAAGUUAUUAUUUUGACAAUUUUAUAAUUGAUAUCAAUCAGAACAAUAUACAGAAAAUGAACAAUUAUGAAAUAAGUGAUUUUUAUAUUAUAUAAAGAAAUAUACUAUAUUUAAAAUAUUGUGCAAAAAGAUCUUUGAUUUAUAUGUUCAUGUCAAUUAAUCAAAAUCCAAACUAGGUGUUAAUGUUGUUGAUUGUACACAUUGUAUAUGGUAUUUGUUGAUUAUAAUUCUAUAGUGUACAGAAAUUAAUAACUCUAAAAAAUAAUAGAAUUCAUUACAUAUUCAUGAAAAUUGUAAUACAAUAUGAUCCAAAUUUGCUAAAACAAUCUAUUACAUGUAUUUAAUAUAAUUUUAGAUUAUUUUUAGAAACAACUGGUGUUAUUUUUACAAUGAAAUGUCUAUUUGGGGAUUGUCGUACAAGGUGAAAUUGCAUUUUCAUUAUAGAAGUUUUUUUUAUUAUGGUAUUCCAAUUAUAUCCUAAACAUUUCCUAUUUUAUGCACUUGGUAAUAUGUAUAUAAGAUCAUAUACUGAACUGUAUAAUAUAUUUCAGAUUGUAAAAAUGUUAUAUUAAAUUCUAAUGUUAGUUUAUUCAAUUAAAUUUUUCACAGAUGGAUACACUAUUUGCAGAAUAAUUGUAUAAGUUAAAAAUAUUUUUUCAUGUGGAAUAAAAUUCAGAAAAAAAGAAUUAUUGAAUUUGAGAUUUUAGUCAAAAAUAAAUAAAUAAAAAUCUUUAUUGUUUCAUGAAUAUUUAAAUAAGAAUGUUGUUUUUGUUGUUUUAUUCAUAAAUUUUCAGACACACUUUCUCUUAUAAAUCUCAAACUGUAAUAAUUUUUUUUUAUGUGCGUUUCUUUUUAUCAUAUGCAUUUUCUUCAUUCAUCAUAAUAUUUAUUUAUAAAGGUAUUAUGUUUUGUUAUAAUUAGAUAUAAGAUUUUGAUUGAAUGAUAAACAUAAUUAAACAUUAAGCAGGAGGAUUUUAUUCAUAUUAAUACAUACUAUUAUGAAAGAAAUUCAAAAUUUAAAUAAGAACAAAUGUAUUACUGAAUAUUUAAUAGUUAAAAUAGAAACAAUAGUCUUUUGGGACAAUAGUCAGGUGGUGCUUGAAAUUUGACAUUUUAUAGGAUCUAAAAUAUUUUAUUUUUUAAGACUUCAGAUUUUUAUGGUAAUAAACGCAGCAUUUUCUUUUGAAUGUGCCACGUCAUUUUUCUGUAAGUUGUCUGCUUCUACUCAAACAUUUCAUAUUAGUUUGUCAGUCUGUUAGUGAAGCCAAUGUAACUUUAUUAUUUAUAGAUUUUACAUGAAACAAGAAUACAUAUUAAAUCAUAUUUCAUAAAAAAACAAAACAUUCAAAUUUUUUCAAGUUACUUUAAUUCAACUUUAAAUGAAAAUAUAUACAGUUAAACGUAUCUAUCUCAACUCUCACUGGAAUGAGAAAGAAUUCAAGAUUAGAAAUUCCUACGCAGUAAACAGUAAUAGAUUUGAUUGGAGGUAUAGUACAAUUGAUACAAUAGCAAGUACAGUACAUACUUAUAUUAGAUAUAAGUAAAACAUUUUUGACAUAUAACAGAAAUAAUUUGACAAGCGAAAAUUUAUAGCCAAUCGGAGAAAAGCGGCAUUAAUUGCAACUAAAAUUUCUACUAUCAAAAUGUAGUCACUGAGCUUUGAAUUUGUAAUUGACACUUCAGUCCAUAAUUUGAGAUAGAGAGAUUUGGGAGAAAAUUAUUUGAGACGAACAUGGUAAAUAUAUUGAAUUUAGGCUGAGAAUUCAGGAGGAAUAAAUUUCAAGAUAGACAGGUUUAACUGUAUAUUUUCUUUAUUACAAUUACUAAAUUAGCAUAAUAAUUAUCAUUUCUUACAUAUUAAUUGCUAGAUUAAUUUAUGAACACAAAAAAGUUAUAAUUAAUUUUACAAUACACUUUAGUUUCUUAUAGACAAAAUUUAAAUUUGUCUUAAUUUAAACACUGCCGUGAAAUUCCGACAAAUUUAAUACAAUAAACAUUUUUGACUAAACUUUAAUGGUCAAUAUUUAAGAUUUAUAUGUAGAUUGUUCUUCAAAUAUGUAUUUAUUCUAGCUAUGAUUACUCGUACAUUUUAUAAUUUUAAAUUGCAACUUCUUUGCAAUGACAAUCUAAGUUCUUAAAUGUUGUUUUAUUUUCUUUUUUAAUAUUCCAUUUUUUUUAUUAUAAAUGCAUUAUCUGACGAUGACCAUUAAAUUAUAAUCAAGAACAUUUGUAGUAAAUUUGUCUUGUGUUUAAUUUUAACUUAUUUAAUGAAUACAAAUUGUACAGUUUAUCUCCAUUGGAAUUUUUCCUUUGCAAUCAUUUCAAUUUUAAUUUACUUAAAUAUUCUUUGUUUUUAUCAAGAUGAUAAAUGCAGUUAAUAUAAUCAGGAGACUUAGAAAUUGUUUGUAUGUCACCCGAGGAUGAACUUAGCUGUCCGAAAUUUGUUUUUUGUUAUUUUUUAAAAACUUGGAGGAAGAGUUUUUCACAGCAAUUAUUAUUAAUAUAAUUGAGAAAAAGUAAUUCCAAAAAUAAUAUUGCAUGUUGGAUUGGUAAUAAGAGAUUUUGUUGAAUCUUAACCUUAUAAAAUGCAUUGUAAAAGUAAUUUAUUCUAGCUCCUGUGAUGAUUUUAUUAUAAAUAUGAAAGCUAAAUUAUUCCAAUUUUAAAGUUUAUGUGAACUUCAUGUACACAUUUUAAUAUUUUAUUGAAAUUUUUCUUAUUACUUAUGUGCAAUACAGAUCUCUACUAUUUGUUCACAUGUUUUGAAGUAUAUAUGUUAAGAGUACAACUAAAAUAAUAAUAGAAAUGAUGCAGUUUUUGUGGGCAUGAAAAAUGUCUUUCAUAGCCAGUGCAUUUCUGUCCUGAUAACACUACAUAUCACAGGUUCAGAAAGUUGCAAAAGUUCCAUUGAGAAAUAUUGGAACAAUCUUUAUACACUUCAAAGUUGACCAGGUGAUUUUCAUGUGUUUCUAUACUUGAGACAGUAUUUUGUCUGUAAUAAAAGGUAUCAAAUACUGUCAAAACAGGGAUUUGUCUGUCUAUGUACUUGAACAAAGUUAUUACAUGCUGUGAUAGUGCUCAACUGUCAAAAGAAUUAUGUUGAAAAAUAGUGUAUCCAAUAUAGAUAAUUUGUGUAUUGUGAAUUUACUCUAUUAAACAAUCUUGUCUUUUAA